Molecule: messenger RNA, 5527 nt
Organism: Parus major (Great Tit)
Lineage: Eukaryota; Metazoa; Chordata; Aves; Passeriformes; Paridae
Gene: CHAD
Product: chondroadherin
Exons: 4
Coding region: 3360-4568 (402 amino acids)
Cellular component (GO): extracellular matrix
Molecular function (GO): protein binding
Source: RefSeq, a predicted model, not a curated record
GAUACAGAAUCAGGCUUAAAAGAGUAAUGGACUAUUUUAACUAUGGAGCUGCCUUGAUAUGCCAGAACUGUUCAUACUUAUAAAAAUAAAUAUUAAACAUGGUAAAGACCAUCUCCAAUAUUGUAGCAAACCGGUUCAGACCUAAAUCAAAAGCACCCUAAAUCUGUAUUUGUACUGCUUCAAAAAUUGCAUUGAUUUGCUUAGCUGACAACGCCUCUGAGGAGGAGAGGAGGAAGUCCAGCAUCUGCAAAUCACCAGGAAUGUUUGCAGAACUGUUAAUCAGUUAAGGAAGAGAAGGUGGUGGGCUAAUCCUGCCUCUUCUGCAAUGUCCUUGCAGUGCUGGUCCCAGGAGGGGAUGUGUGAGGUAGGAGUUGGCCAGGACCCAGCUCCCUGUGACUGCAGCACAGGGACACCCACACUGCUCCAUUGUCACCUGCAGAUCCACCCACGAGUAGGAUCCAGGCAGGUUUUGAGGAUGGCUGGACAUUUUCUGGCCAGUUGAGGGCUGCAAAUCCUGGUGUGGGAAGGGCAGAGCUGUCUAGUGAGCAGCUCAAAACAGCAGGAGCCCGGGGAGAAGUGCCAGCUGUGGCAGAUGCCAAACAGCUCCCAUCACAUGAAUGUGCUUGCCAAGGCAUGGAAAUCAAAAAAUACUAAAGGAAAGAAUUCUUUUUAUUCACCAUUUGUGUCUAGAGAAAUGGAGCUGAGGAUCAGACACCUUUUCCCUCUUGCCACUCCACUGUGGCUCCGAUAAUAACCCGGCAUCCACCUAAACUCUACUCCAGGUUCAGGACUGGGGGGAGUCCUGGAGCAGGGACAGCUUCCCACCUCACACCAGCAUUGUGGCAGCUGCAUCCCAGCAGUUUCACAAGGAAGCAACAGGUCUCACAGCCACAGCACACACAUUCCUGCAGGGAGAGAGUGUCCCUGUACCCCAGAUCUGCAGUCUCAGCCAGAAAAGCAAUAAAGGAUGGAAGAAAUGGGAAUUUCAUCCUGAGAGGAAGAAAGAGAAUGAGGUUUGAGGUUUGAGCAAUUUAAUAUUUGAAAAGGGUCUUGUUCCAGAAAUACACAUGGGUAGAAUGUAUUUAUGGAUGGGGUUUGCAAGACCCUCACCAAUUUUUUGCUCCACCCUAAGCCACACUGGCUGGAAUCUCUGCAGAAGCAAUAAGCUCUUAGGUGAUUUUUUUUUUUUUUUGCAAGGGGAUGGGAAAUUCAAGUACCAGACUCUCAGGGAAGGAGCACAGAUUCAGUGCCCAGCAAAAACAGGCAGGGUUUUAAAUAUCACCCACCAGUUGCUCCUGCACAGAAUAACAUAAGUGCAGGAAUAGUUCAUCAAAUGAUGAAAUUAUUCAGUAAAAACUGAAGUGAUUGAACCUGCUCAGAGAGAAAAAUAAAAUCUAUUAGUAGAUAGAAGAUGAUGCUUUAAAGGUGAUUUUUUUUCUUUUCCAAUCAUUCACCCAGCUCCCUGGCUGAGCUUUAUGAGCAGUGCACACUCAGGGGCACACUCAGAAUCAUGGACCAGCACACUGAAGAAGCAAAGAAGGAAAACACAGAAGGUUGUAUCUCCUGUUUCUCUGUCUCAAAGGUCAUGACCAAGGCACUCAAAGAGCUUUUCUAGAGAGAAAAGCAUGUGCAUGACCAUUGUGGUGCCUACUGAACCAGGCAUAAGCCAAAAUACCAUUGUUUUGGUCAAAGAGUUUUAAAUCCUGCAGUAACCAGGAGGUCCCUCCAGCAGGAGCCUGGAGCUCUCAAGGUCACAGCAUCUCUCCAGAGUGAGAAGCUCUUGGUGCUGAGGUGAGCUGCUCCAUGUCAGGGCAUCACACCCCAGGGCUGACAAACACUGAAAUCCUGACAUGGCCUUGUUUGCACCAUGACAUCACUGUUCAGCCACAGGCUCACCAGAACCCCAGAAGCCUAUUUUCUGCCCUAAAUUAGUGCUGCAGUGCAAACACUGCUCAGACUGACAGCUGCUGACCAGAGCAGGGCUGCCAGGCCGUUUGCAUAACACGGUCCGGAGCACACUCGGCGGCGCCAGCUGAUUCCUCACUGCAACAAUGGAAAAAUCCAGAAAUCUUCAUGAAUAAGCCAGUCUGUGUCCUAAGUCAGCCCUUGGAUUUCCUCCCUUUCUUGAGCCCGUCUCGCCUCUGCACAGGCUCCGCUGGGGCUCUGCAGCCAGCCUCAGAAGCAGAAAUCUCAACAAGCUCACAGUUAUGUGCUCGCCUCUCAGCUGCUUGCUGCAGCCAGGAACUGGCUGGAAAUCAGUUCAAAAUGUUCCAGUUCCAAACCCCACCCCACAACCCCUGGAUCUCUCUCUUCACACUCACAGAAGCAGGCACUGGGCUUUUAACAGCUUCGCUUUAGCCUUCUUUAUUAGGAGAGCAGGGGACCUCCCUUGUGGUAUUAAUGCACCUUUGCCACCGCUACCCUAAGGCAGGAGCCAAGGCAGAUGCCACUCCCAGCUCCAGCAGUGAUUGUUUUGCUUUGCUACCUCUCCAUCCCUUCAGCAAUGCCAAUGCUUUUCCCUUUCCACAGCUCUGCCUUGAGAGCCACCGGCAUUGCCACCUACCUCUACAGCACUGCCUGGCAUUUCAUAUCCACCAGCCCAUGUCCCACCACCUCCCUGCAGGUUCUGAUGCUGCCCCACCCCUUGUUGGAAGGCCACCAGGUGUCCUGACCAUGACCAUGUUAUCCUCAACUGUCCAUAGGAAAAGACACAGUAGAAAUUCAGACUUCCUUUCUUGGCCAGCUCUUCAGUGCAGCCUAGAUCUGGAAGUGCUCAACCAAAAUCUUGCAUUGCAAGAGCCACUGCAGUGCUGCUGGCCUUUGGCACGACCCCAUAGCUCUCCAAUCCCUGGUUAGGCAAACUCCUUUUAAAUCAGUGAAAAAAGGCACUCCAUCCCCCACCAGGAACCUUCCUCUGUGAGAACAGGACCAGGUCCUUCUCCUCAAACCACCUGGGGCUAAACAGAACCCUGCAGCCUGCUGGAAGCUCCAGCAAGAGGUGGCUGUGGAGCUUAGCAGUGCUCCCUGAUAUGCUGUUCAACCAAAACAGGCUGUUUUCCCCUCUGCAGAUGAAUCUGGGCCCUGCUCAGCUCAGCAGGGACCAGGGAGGUUCUCUACAGAGCAGGUCUGCAUUGGUUCUUCCUGAGUAUUUGCCUCCCAUUUUCCUCCAGAGAUGAAAACGACCUCUGCACAUUGCUCAGCAGCAGGGCCAGGCAGCACCAUGGACACUCCUGCCUGGUGCCAAGGGGUUAAGCUCACAGUAAGUUCCCAAAGCCAGUUGUUUCCAACUGGCUGCUGCCUGUGGUUUGUGGGAAGGGAUUUUGCUUUUUAAUAACAUUAUAAAUAGGGCUGUGUUCAGUAUGCUGCAAACUCAGUUUCUCUCUCUCUCUCUCUCUCUCUCUCUCUCUCUCUCUCUCUCCCCCCCACCCAUCACUCUCUUUCUCCUGCUUCUCUUCCCACCACACUUAAUUCCAGAUCUGACCAUGACUGGGUCAGGCUUCCUCCUCGGUGUCCUCAGCCUGCUGGUGUGUCUUGUCUCCACCACGCAGGCAUGUCCCCCCAGCUGCCACUGCCACGGCGGAGACCUGCAGCACGUCAUCUGCGACAACGUGGGGCUGAAGAAGAUCCCCAAAGUGCCUGAGCAGACACGGCUUCUCAACCUGCAGAAGAACAACUUCCCCAUCCUGCCGACCAACGGCUUCCGUGACAUGAAGAAGCUGGUGUCCCUGCACCUCCAGAGCUCUCGGAUCAAGGAGAUCUCCAGCGGAGCCUUCCGGGGCCUCAAGAGCCUGGUCUACCUCUAUCUCACCGACAACCAAAUCAGUGUCAUAAAGCCAGGAGCCUUCGAUGAUCUCUCUGAUCUCACCUACCUGUACCUGGACAAGAACAAGAUCCCAGACCUAUCAAAAGGGCUUCUCUCCCCUCUUGUCAACCUCUUCAUCCUGCACUUGGGCAGCAAUAAAAUCCGUGAGCUGAAACCAGGGGUCUUCAAUGGGGCUAAAGAUCUGCGCUGGCUCUUCCUCUCUGACAACUCCCUCACCAGCCUCCAGCCUGGGGCCAUGGAGGAUGUAGAAAACCUCGCUGUCCUCCACCUGGACAAGAACCAGCUGAGCAGCUACCCUGUGAAUGCAAUGAGUAAGCUGAGAGUGCUGGAGGAACUGAAAUUUUCUCAUAACCCAAUUGAGGUCAUCCCUGACAACGCCUUCCAAUCCUUCGGGCGAUACCUGCAGAAGCUCCACCUGGACAACAUGAAACUGAAGAAGUUUGCAGACAACGCGUUUGCUGGUGUGAGUGUGCUGAAAACCGCGCACCUGGAGAACAACCGGCUCACCCAGCUGCCCCGAAACUUCCCUUUUGACAAAAUGGAGACGCUGACAAUCUCCCGAAACCCCUGGCACUGCAACUGCCAGCUGGCUCCUCUGCGCAAGUGGCUGAAAGGCAACCGCACCCGUGCUGAGGACAGCUGCUCCACGCCAGCCCAGUACCGGGGACAGCCCAUCAGGGACACCCCGGCCCUCCGCUCCUGCAAGCUGCCCACCAAGAGGUCCAGGAAGGGGAGCCGCCAUUAAACACUGCUAGCAGGCUCCAGUAUGGCCUGUCCUGGUGAUGGGUCAAUUCAACCAUCAGAAAACUACUGACUUCCAAGUCCUUCCUUGAACUUCUCCUACCUAUCAGGAAACACUUCUGACACACCUGAACAUCUGCAGCCUCCUCCAAAUCUUCGCUUCUCUGCUGAUCACAAGGAUGGAAUCCACCUUCUCAAUCUUUUCCAACAUCUAUGUACUUUAAAAGAGGCCUUUUUUAAAACUAAACUAUGCAUGACCAUACUAAGACAAGCUAAGCUAGAUCCUGCCAGUAAAACACAGUCAUCUCUCCCAGAAGAAACAUAACCCACAUCCCUGAUCAAGCAGCUGCUUGCUGUCUCUCCCAUUCCAGAGGAGCAGGAGCAAAUGGGAAGGCAGGAGCACCCCUUCCCCAGCUGCUUGAUAAAGAAAAUUGGUCUCAACCCAUGCAAAGAGACUCCCCUGCCUUCCCAUGGAGGGGAUCCCUGCAGGCCAGGGCUGAGGGGACAGGUGAAGCAGCAACCAAGAGCCGGUGGCCCUGAGGCAACAAUCUCCCAAAAUUGGCCAGAAAUCCUUGAAGGGAAGCAGUACUGGGAACCUCCAGCACUGGAGCCAUCUGAAGACUUGAUUCCCUCCCAGUCUGUAGGGUCACCAAGCUGUCCAAGACCAGAAGGUGUGCAUGGUGCAGUUGGCUCAGGCACCCCUCCUCUCCUUCCCACUCACACCCAGAGUAUCCACCAGGACACCAGGAUGACUGUGGUUUAUUGUCACAGCUAUAACAAUGCCACAGUUGCAAUUCAACUAUGUUUAUAAUCCUAAAGAGUUAUAUAAAUAUAUGUCUAUUUAUUCCUCUGUAACAGUGUAAAUGACCUUUAAGAGGGUGAAAACUCCUCUGCCUCCUAUAUAGAAAUCAAAUUGUAUAUUUUCUUAUGUACAUCUUCUGUAUAAAGCUCUUGCUGCAAAGA